Molecule: messenger RNA, 336 nt
Organism: Arthroderma uncinatum
Lineage: Eukaryota; Fungi; Ascomycota; Eurotiomycetes; Onygenales; Arthrodermataceae
Exons: 1
Coding region: 1-336 (111 amino acids)
Source: RefSeq, a predicted model, not a curated record
AUGGUCUCCUUUCCUAUUCGGAUCCCCCCUGACCGGCCGAUAGAAGGAGGACAGGAACAGCGUCCAUUCCCUCGCCGCGCACCCUACUUCGAACUACCAGACCGCGAGCCGAGUCCUGAGAUACCACCACUGACUCAACGGGGUGUCGGAUCAGUUAGAUCAAUCCAAGUCGGCCAGCAGAGAAUGCGCAUCGCCACCUGGUACACGCCUCCACCGCCAUGGAAGCCGGAUGUCCGUCAUGAAAACCGUGUCGAGGAGAGAGACGAAGAAGAUAGGAAGAAAUGUUCGGUCUGGGGCGCAGUUCGUGCUUUCAUGGCCAAGUUACUUGCUUUCUGA